Molecule: messenger RNA, 733 nt
Organism: Dendronephthya gigantea
Lineage: Eukaryota; Metazoa; Cnidaria; Anthozoa; Malacalcyonacea; Nephtheidae
Product: hemagglutinin/amebocyte aggregation factor-like
Exons: 6
Coding region: 146-640 (164 amino acids)
Source: RefSeq, a predicted model, not a curated record
UAUAUAAUAAUGUGGGUGAUUAGGUUUUGGACAUUAUAUGUUCACGAUUUGUUGCUCUAUAUAUACUCUCUCCAGUAAUAUAUAAGCUUUAACUGCAGAUUUGAACAGUUUAUACAACUGUAAAAUAUUUUGGACACACUCAAGAAUGAUGCAGUUUAUGUUUGCGGCUUUGGUCUUCCUUGCUCAUGCAAUGAGCAUCAACGCUGGAACAAACUUUUUUUCGACGUGGAAACUUGAUUGCCCUUCAGGUCAAUCUAUCAGGCAUAUAAGCAGUGUUCAUAGCAACUAUCAUGAGGAUCGUUCAUGGACAUUCACCUGCAGAUCUGACCCAGUCACACAAAGUACAUGUUCUUGGUCUGGAUGGGUAAAUUUGUUUGGCGAAAUGAUCCUUUAUCAAUGCAAAGAUGGAGUUAUUGCGGGUGUGCAAUCGUACCAUAACAAAUAUCAUAAAGACAGAAGAUAUAGCUUCAAAUGCUGUAAAGCCAAAAGUUACACCCGUAUUUGUACUUGGACUGGCUUUGUCAACAACUGGGAUGGUUAUGUGACCUAUGGCGUACGUCAUAAUUAUUAUCUUGUUGGCUUAUUCAGUUAUCACAGCAAAGGCCAUGGAGACAGAAGAUGGAGAUUCCUUACAUGUUAACAAUGUGGUUAAAGGACAAUGUCGGAUAUUUCCCAUGCUUGAUUUCAUUUGAUCAUAUUUGGUGUUUUUGUAAGAAUAAUGAUAAGAAUAAUU